AUGGCAUUUACUCUCCGCGUCUUCGUCCUCCUUUGUGGGCUCAGUGCACUGAUGCCUGGAGCUUGGUCUGUACCUAAGAACCCAAACAUUUGCUGUCCUGAGGGAUGGACUCAGUUGGAUGCUCGCUGUUACAUCUUCAAAGCUGAAAGCAGGACCUUCAUAGAUGCAGAGAGCGUCUGCAACAUUCUUGGCGGCAAUCUGGUCUCAAUCCUCAGUGCGCUGGAGAAUUCCCUCGUUCAGAAACUGAUCCUUGUUUCAGGCGCAAGUGAAGCCUGGAUUGGACUCCACGAUGCCGUUGAGGACGAUCAGUUUUUCUGGACUGAUGGCAGCGAAUUUAAGUUUGAGAACUUUGCCCAAGGAGAGCCUGGAAAUGAUGAGUGUGUGGUGAUUCAGACUUCAGGAACAUGGGAAGGUGAAUCAUGCGACGACCCCGAGCCAUACGUCUGCCUCAGAGAUGCGGUCUGCCCCCGUCACUAAUCCCACCUUCCAACAACCAUGUCUUUCACUCCUCACAACGAGUGUACUGAGAAGAUAUUAUACUUUAGUGGUGUCUUUGUAUCUCCGGGUUGACUGUUGACUUUUCUCCUCCUCCACUGUUCAGUUGUUGGAUGUGAAU
Molecule: messenger RNA, 616 nt
Organism: Entelurus aequoreus (snake pipefish)
Lineage: Eukaryota; Metazoa; Chordata; Actinopteri; Syngnathiformes; Syngnathidae
Product: ladderlectin-like
Exons: 6
Coding region: 1-477 (158 amino acids)
Molecular function (GO): signaling receptor activity
Source: RefSeq, a predicted model, not a curated record